UUUACAUUUCCGGCAUGGAGGCUGGCUGUGUUUUGGUGCGGGGUGACGGCCACAGAGCAGAUCGCCCCCCCAUCUCCUCUUUCUUUUCUUUUUUCUCCCCAUCCAUCCAGAUUUGAGCUAUAUCUUUUGUUACUUCUUCUACCUCGACGCAAGUAUAUCAAUCAGUCAACGCAACCAUGGCCCCCGUCAAGAAGACCACCACCACCGCCAAGAAGGUUCCUGCCCACCCUCCCUUCCUUGAUAUGGUCAAGGCUGCUAUCCUCGCGCACAAGGAAGAAGCUCGUAAGGGUAUUUCUAGAGCUACUAUCAAGAAGUACCUCGAAGAGACAUACAAAGUCGACCUCUCCGUCCCCGCCAACGCUACCAACCUCACCUCGGCCAUCCGCCGGGGCGUCUCGAGUGAGGUGUUGCAGUUGCCUUCCGGGCCUUCGGGUAGGGUCAAGCUUGCGCCUGCUGCAAAGGCCGCGGCUGUGAAGGAGGCCAAGCCCGCCGCUCCCAAGAAGGCUCCCGCCGCCAAGACGCCUGCUACCAAGAAGCCCGCUGCCACCAAGCCCGCCGCGAAGAAGACUGCUUCCAAGACGACGACCACCAAGUCCAAGGCUACCGCUACCAAGGCUACUUCUGCCAAGGCUGCGCCCAAGAAGACUACCACCACCAAGGCUGCUACCGCUACCAAGGCUAAGGCUGCCCCCAAGCCCAAGGCUGCUACUACAAAGGCUACUACCACCAAGAAGCCUGCUGCUAAGAAGACUACUGCGGCGGCGGCCAAGAAGCCUGCUGCGAAGAAGACUGCUUCGGGGACUAAGAAGGUUCCUGCUGCCAAAGCUGCCGCUGCGAAGCCCAAGGCCAAGGCUGCGCCUAAGAAGGCCGCUGCUAAGCCCAAGGCUAAGGCUGCUCCCAAGAAGGCUUAAACGACCUUCUCUUUCUCCUUCUCUCUUCUGUCGUUCUUCGUUCUUCGUUCUUCGUUCUCCAAAAGGCGCGAGGUUGGAAGAUGUUUUGAUUUCGCUCCUUUCUUUUGGUGGAUGGGUUGCUACCUCUUUGCCCCUGUUGGUGUAUUAACGGGUGCGAUUUGUAUUUGACCUCUUCGUACCCAUUUGUUUUCUGAUUUCCGUAUAACCUUCGACCUUCGUUUUCGAUCUGCCUUUCUUUUGAUUUUUCUAGAAUCUGAAACUCCUGGACUUUAUGCAUCGGUCCAGUGAUCCCCAAU
Molecule: messenger RNA, 1207 nt
Organism: Cryptococcus amylolentus CBS 6039
Lineage: Eukaryota; Fungi; Basidiomycota; Tremellomycetes; Tremellales; Cryptococcaceae
Exons: 6
Coding region: 177-911 (244 amino acids)
Biological process (GO): nucleosome assembly
Cellular component (GO): nucleosome
Molecular function (GO): DNA binding
Source: RefSeq, a predicted model, not a curated record